AUGAAGAGCUUCAUUAGCGUAACGGCCUCGGCGGGCCUGCUGGGACGAGCCCUCGGGGCAACGAGCGGCGAGUUCAAUGUCUUGGCCAUGAACGUGGCAGGUCUGCCCGCGAUUCUGCAAAACAAUGAAGUCCCCGGAGACAAGGCGACCAACGCCGGAACCAUUGGUUCCAAGUUUGCCGAGUAUGGAUAUGAUGUGAUCCAUGCUCAGGAGGACUUCAACUACCACGCCUAUAUCUACGAGACGGACACACAUGAAUACCGUACUGCAACUUCAGGCGGAGUGCCGUUCGGCUCUGGUCUCAACACAUUGGCAAACUAUGAUUGGAUCGAUUUCACUCGCGUCAAGUGGGACACGUGCUCCGACGCCUCGAGCAACGACUGCCUGACCCCCAAGGGUUUCACCUUUAUGCGGGUACAGAUCGACGACGGCGUUUUUGUAGACUGCUACAACCUGCACACCGACGCCGGCACCGAAGACGGGGAUGAGACUGCCCGCAACUCCAACCUGGCCCAGGUUGCCAAUUACAUUGACUCGUGGAGCAUUGGCAACGCUGUGCUCGUCUUUGGUGAUACCAACAGCCGGUACACUCGCACCGCCGACAACAUUACCAUUUACAGCAACCAGAAUGGUAUGACAGAUGUUUGGUUGGAGCUGAUUCGUGACAACGUGAUCCCGACCGAAGAGAGCCUUUGUGACAACCCGAGCACGACCAAUUACUGCGAGACAGUGGACAAGAUCUUCUACCGCGGAAGCCCGCUCUUCAGCCUCCAGGCGACGUACUUCAACUACGAGAGCUCCAAGUUCCUCCAGUCCAACGGCAGCAUCCUCUCGGACCACAACCCCAUCACGGCCAACUUUACCUGGACCUCGAGCUCGACGCUGCGCCAGUCCAACUUCUGGGGCGGCCCCCACGGCACCUGGUUCAGCGACGUGCCAACGCUGGCCGCCAAGUCGGGACCCAAGGCGUCGGUCCUGACUUUCCGGGGCGCCGACCGGCUCGACAGCGUCGGCGUGACGCUGGCCGACGGCACCACGCUGACGCACGGCGGCACCGGCGGCACCGCGGCGACGCUCACGCUGGGCGGCAGCGAGUACUGGACGAGCGCCGAGCUGUGCCAGGGCCAAAAGAGUAACGAGACGCGCAACUUUUACAUCAAGGCCACGACGAGCGCGGGCAACACGCUCGCAGCCGGUACCUCGACGUCGGACUGCGCAACCUUUUCGGCCCCCGACGGGUGGCAGAUUGUGGGCUUUGUCGGACAGGACGGCGAUGAGAUUGAUCAGUUGGCCUUUGUAUACGCACCCCAGUAA
Pestalotiopsis fici W106-1 is the source of this 1314-nucleotide messenger RNA. RefSeq lists its product as uncharacterized. Gene Ontology annotation, molecular function: sphingomyelin phosphodiesterase activity. Gene Ontology annotation, cellular component: cytoplasm. The transcript is spliced from 2 exons. Bases 1 to 1314 code for a protein of 437 amino acids. The record is from RefSeq and is a predicted model, not a curated record. Lineage: Eukaryota; Fungi; Ascomycota; Sordariomycetes; Amphisphaeriales; Sporocadaceae.